AUGGCAGAUCAGGCAUUUCAGAUUGUUAAUAAUUACCUUAUUCAACAUGUUCCACCAUUUUUUAUUCGUGUUAGUGAAAAAAAUGCGGCUUUAAUGAAAUCAGUUCAACCAUUAAUACAACAUGAAAGCCAACCGUGUGAAAAAAUAUUCACUGUUUUGUUUGGCUCUGCAAAUGAUGCAUGUCAAAUGUACGAAAUGACUAAAGGUGAUAAAUCAUUAAAUCCAACAACAGCAUCCACAGUUAUUGUAAAAUAUCCACAUUUAUUUCCAGAAUUAGAUAAUUUUAUCAAAAAGCGGCAGAAUUAA
Molecule: messenger RNA, 306 nt
Organism: Didymodactylos carnosus
Lineage: Eukaryota; Metazoa; Rotifera; Eurotatoria; Philodinida; Philodinidae
Source: the annotation of a GenBank genome assembly